This is a messenger RNA of Hirsutella rhossiliensis, 753 nucleotides long. RefSeq names its product GPI biosynthesis protein family pig-F domain-containing protein. The transcript is spliced from 2 exons. The coding region runs from base 1 to 753 and encodes 250 amino acids. Gene Ontology annotation, biological process: GPI anchor biosynthetic process. Lineage: Eukaryota; Fungi; Ascomycota; Sordariomycetes; Hypocreales; Ophiocordycipitaceae. The record is from RefSeq and is a predicted model, not a curated record. Gene Ontology annotation, cellular component: endoplasmic reticulum membrane.
AUGUCGCCGUCGGCGGUCACCAAGGGCCCCUUGGCCCCGACAACCGAAGCCAAGGCCAAGGCACCGGCGGCCGUCCAUCCGAUCCCCGUGCUCGACACUCCCUUGGCCAAGGGCUUGUCCUUUGCACGACCAGCGCUUCUCCUCGGCCUGCUCGCCGCGCGAUUCGACGCCCUCGUCUCAGACCCCGUGUCUACGCUGUGGUCUGCGCUGCCGGUCGUCGCUGUUAUUCAGGCAGUGUACGCGGUCCUGUGUCUUCCUGGUGCGGGCUCGCAGCUUGCGAAGGCGGCGAGGAAGCCCCGUCCGGGAGAAAGGAAGAAGAAUGACAUGACGGGCCCCGAUCCGAUUUCAACGGCCUUGCUAUCGCUGGUGCUCACGUCGAUUGCGACACCCGCCGUCUACGCCCUAUUCGUGCUCUUCGGCGCGCCGCUGCUCGACCACGUGCCGCACACGAUUCUCUGCUCGGCGCACUUUGCGCUGUUGGGCCUGUUCCCCGUCUUCUACGCGCGCGGGGUCAACGGCGAGGCGCUGGUUGCCGUAUCGGGGGCGUCGGCGCCGCUGGACGAGACGUUUGGGGGCCUCGCGGGCGCCGUGGUGGGCGCGUGGCUGGGCGCGGUGCCGAUCCCGCUCGACUGGGACCGCGAGUGGCAGAGGUGGCCGGUGACGAUUGUCGUCGGCCUGUACGGGGGCUCGCUCCUGGGCGGCUGGGCUUCGGGAGCUUUGCUGUACGGGAGGAGCUUGAGGGGAAGGGCCUGA